UGGGCCAUUUUUAUUCUCUUUUUCACUCCUCUUUUUAUUCUGUUGUAUUUUUAUGGUUUAUUCUUCUGUUUCUUAAAAGUGACCUCCUUGCAAAAUGAUUCUUAUAAUAGUUCUUCUAUAUAUAAUCUAUAAAAUCGCGUCUUUCAUCCGCUUCUACAUCAUCGGUCGGCGUACUGGAUUCCCUCUCAUUCUCACUCCAAUCUUUUCCCAGGGCAUCCUCUGGAUGGUCCUCGGCCCAACCCUGCAGCCUGUCUUCCAGAAAUACCUGCCCGAAUGGAUCUAUAGACGGUUAGAUAUUGUCACAAAUGGAUGGGAUUUCCGUCGAAAGAAUCAAAUGCAUCUCCAGUUAGGCAAGGCAUUUGUGGUAGUCUCACCAGAUGAAUGCUCAUUAUGGGUCGGUGAUCCUGCCCUCGCUGCUGUUGUUCUCGCGCGACGCAAGGAUUUCGUCCAGCCGGCGAUUGUCGCCCAAUUCCUGGAUUUCUUUGGGACCAACAUUCUUACAUCAAAUGGCGAAGACUGGCAGCGCCAACGAAGGAUUAUUGCCCCGAAUCUCAAUGAAAGCGUGAUGGAGGUGGUGUGGCAGGAGAGCUGCCAACAAGCAAGAUCGAUGCUGGGCUAUCAAAUCCAACAUGGAGAGACGAACAAGACACUGGACGGUCUGCGCAGCGUGGCGAUCAACGUGCUUGGCCAGGCUGGAUACGGUCAGAACCAGGCCUGGUCCCCUGAUUUCUCCAAGAGUAUCGCAUCAGAGGCAUCGCCAGCAUCUGGCUCAGAGGCACCGUCAGCACGCAUGGCAUACUUCCGCACUAUUUCAAUGGUAACAGAGCAUUUCGCAGAGGCAGCUUUGAUUCCGGCGUGGAUCAAGACACUACCCUUCAUGCCGGCCCAGCUGAGGCUGCUGGGGCGCCAGAUGCAGCGGGUGCCGGAGUAUAUCCAGGCGAUUCUUGAGGGGGAAACCGGCUCUGAUGAGAACAAAGAUCAAAUGAAGAGACAUAACUUUCUGGAUGUACUGGUUGAAUUUGCAGAUAAUAAGAACACCAGCGACAGCAAUAAGAAGAGCCUGUUCUUGUCCAAGGAAGAGAUAAGUGGCAAUCUCUGGAUCUUCACAGGCGCUGGCUUCGACACAACUGCCAACACUAUGGGCUACGCCGUCCUCCUCCUCGCCGUGUAUCCGCAAUGGCAGGCAUGGAUUCAGGAAGAACUGGACGACUUGGUUAUGGACACAUCUGACUGGGAAUAUACCACUAUUUUCCAACACUGUCCGCGACUUUUAGCUGUGAUGUUUGAAACGCUUCGGUUGUAUACGCCCGUCGCGCACGUCAGCCGCGGCGUCAAAUCCCCCCAACAAUUAGCUGCUGAGAAGGGCACACAUCUCCUCCUUCCCCCAAUGAACGUGUACAUUGUCUCGCAGAGUCUACACAUGGACGCCUCCAUCUGGGGCCCAGACGUGAGCGAGUUUAAUCCGGCGCGCUGGAUCGACCAAACAACAGGCCAGCCCGUGACGCCGGAAAGGGGUGCGUUUCUGCCCUGGUCUGGGGGCCCCCGCGUGUGUCCCGGGAUGAAGAUGUCGCAGGUGGAGUUUGUGGCGACGCUGGCGACUCUGUUUCAUGGGGCAAAAUGUGAACCUGUGCAUACCGGGGUGACAGUAGAGGAUGCACGCCACAGGCUGAAGAAGAUGAUGGACGAUUCGGCACCCAAGUUGACCUUGCAGGUGAAGGAUCCGAAGAUGGUGAAUCUAAGGUGGACGCCUAGGGAUAGAAGGUAACACAAUAUCACAUUUAUAAGUAUAUCAUCAAAAAGAUAUAUAGUAUAUAAUAGUGAGAUGGAUCCUUACUGUCUUAGAUAAUCAUUAAUAAUUGAUUAGUACACUAAGAGACAGAUAGAUUAUAUCCUAUUAAUACACUCAUAAGCCUGC
Penicilliopsis zonata CBS 506.65 is the source of this 1915-nucleotide messenger RNA. RefSeq lists its product as hypothetical. The coding region runs from base 95 to 1765 and encodes 556 amino acids. The record is from RefSeq and is a predicted model, not a curated record. Lineage: Eukaryota; Fungi; Ascomycota; Eurotiomycetes; Eurotiales; Aspergillaceae. Gene Ontology annotation, molecular function: heme binding; oxidoreductase activity, acting on paired donors, with incorporation or reduction of molecular oxygen; iron ion binding. The transcript is spliced from 4 exons.